Messenger RNA from Solea senegalensis (Senegalese sole), 6201 nucleotides. It is a transcript of the gene nalcn, whose product is annotated as sodium leak channel, non-selective. Gene Ontology annotation, molecular function: monoatomic cation channel activity. Gene Ontology annotation, cellular component: membrane. NCBI's taxonomy places the organism in Eukaryota, Metazoa, Chordata, Actinopteri, Pleuronectiformes, Soleidae. Gene Ontology annotation, biological process: monoatomic ion transport; transmembrane transport. The transcript is spliced from 45 exons. The coding region runs from base 279 to 5516 and encodes 1745 amino acids. The record is from RefSeq and is a predicted model, not a curated record.
GUCUAUGUAUUAUUGAAGCUAAGUUGGGUAGACCGUAUCAAUUGCAUAGAUAUUUUAUACUGUAUUCUGACGCUGUCCUUCGCAGCACUUGUGAAUAUCGCUCACCUUUUGUUAUUGUUCUUAUGACUGCUACCAUUCACUGACCGCUGCCGCAGGACUUCCAGGCCUUUAGGAAAUUCUCCUUUUUGCAUCUCUCUCUGGUUGGUCUCUCCACCCCUCUGUGACCUGGGGAUGAACGCACCAAUGAGGAGUCUCACAGGUAUGCCUGAUCGCAUGUUAUGUGCAGUGCUGGAGCAAUUUCAGCUUUACUUUUCCCUUUGAUUCAUUCUCUGUAUAGCACGGCAAGCCCCAGCAUGCUAAAGAGGAAACAGAGCUCACGGGUCGAGGCCCAACCCAUGACCGACUUUGGGCCGGAUGAGACCCUGGCAGACAGUGCCGAUAUCUUCUGGAUCAACAAACCAUGGGUGCACUCUCUGCUGCGAGCCUGUGCCAUCAUCAGUGUCAUAUCCGUGUGCAUGAACACCCCCAAGACAUUCGAGCAUUACCCCCCACUGCAGUAUGUGACAUUCACCCUGGACACACUGCUCAUGUUCCUCUACACAGCCGAGAUGAUCGCCAAGAUGCACAUCAGAGGAAUCAUCAAGGGGGAUAACUCGUAUGUGAAAGAUCGCUGGUGUAUGUUUGACGGAUUCAUGGUAUUUUUUAUCUGGGUGUCCCUGGUGCUGCAGGUGUUUGAAAUAGCAGAGCUUGUAGAUCAGAUGUCGCCAUGGGGUAUGUUGAGAAUCCCCCGGGCGCUGAUUAUGAUCCGGGCCUUCAGGAUCUACUUCCGCUUCGAACUUCCUCGCUCCCGCAUCACCAACAUUCUCAAGCGAUCUGGGGAACAGAUCUGGAGUGUAUCCAUCUUCCUGCUGUUUUUUCUUCUGCUCUAUGGAAUUUUGGGUGUUCAGAUGUUUGGAACGUUCAACCAUCACUGUGUUACCAAUGAUACACAGAAAAAUAAUGUGUCGUGGAACAACUUGGCAAUCCCAGAUACCCAUUGCUCUCCCGAUGGAGAAGGUUACCAGUGUCCUUAUGGGUUCAAAUGCAUGGACCUCGAAGAGCUGGGCCUCAGCCGACAGGAGCUUGGUUAUAGUGGCUUCAACGAGCUAGGUACAAGUAUAUUCACUGUAUAUGAGGCUGCAUCACAGGAAGGCUGGGUGUUCCUCAUGUAUAGAGCCAUCGACAGUUUCCCUCGCUGGCGCUCCUACUUCUACUUUAUAACUCUCAUUUUCUUCCUGGCAUGGCUUGUAAAGAAUGUGUUCAUAGCAGUGAUCAUUGAGACGUUUGCUGAAAUCAGAGUUCAGUUUCAGCAGAUGUGGGGGUCAAGGAGCAGUACAACCUCUACUGCUACAACACAGAUGUUCCAUGAAGACGCUGCUGGGGGAUGGCAGCUCGUAGCUGUGGAUGUCAACAAACCACAUGGCCGAGCGCCUGCUUGCCUCCAGCAACUGAUGCGGUCCUCUGUGUUCCACAUGUUUAUCUUGAGUAUGGUGGCUGUGGACGUCAUCGUUGCUGCUAGCAACUAUUAUAAAGGAGAAAACCACCGCAGGCAUUAUGAUGAGUUUUACCUGGCAGAGGUUGCGUUUACUGUAUUAUUUGACCUGGAAGCUCUUUUAAAGAUCUGGUGUCUGGGCUUCACCGGCUACAUCAGCUCUUCUCUGCACAAGUUUGAAUCUCUGCUUGUGGUGGGGACCACACUACACAUCUACCCAGACCUCUACCACUCCCAGUUCACCUACUUUCAGGUUCUUCGUGUUGUACGUUUGAUUAAGAUUUCCCCAGCUCUGGAGGACUUUGUCUACAAGAUCUUUGGUCCGGGUAAAAAACUUGGCAGCCUGGUGGUGUUCACAGCCAGCCUCCUCAUCGUCAUGUCAGCCAUAAGCCUGCAGAUGUUCUGCUUUGUGGAGGAGCUGGACCGUUUCACCACAUUCCCCAGGGCAUUCAUGUCCAUGUUUCAGAUCUUAACCCAGGAGGGCUGGAUAGAUGUCAUGGACCAGACUCUGGUAGCUGUAGGUCGUAUGUGGGCUCCAGUAGUGGCCAUUUACUUCAUCCUCUACCAUCUGUUUGCUACCUUGAUUCUUCUGAGUCUUUUUGUGGCCGUUAUCUUGGACAAUCUGGAGUUGGAUGAAGACCUAAAAAAGCUCAAACAGCUCAAGCAAAGCGAAGCCAAUGCUGACACCAAAGAGAAGCUCCCUUUACGACUCAGGAUCUUUGAAAAGUUCCCCAACCGGCCUCAGAUGGUGAAGAUCUCCAAGCUCCCCUCUGAUUUCACUGUGCCCAGAAUCAGGGAGAGUUUUAUGAAGCAGUUCAUUGAUCGACAGCAGCAGGACACCAGCUGUUUGUUCCGGCGUCUUCCCUCUGCAUCAUCCUCCUCCUGUGACCACUCCAAACGCUCAGCCAUUGAAGACAACAAGUAUAUCGACCAAAAGCUUCGCAGGUCAAUAUUUAGUAUCCGAGCUCGCAACCUCCUGGAAAAAGAGACAACUAUCAAUAAAAUCCUGCGGGCUUGUACCAGACAGCGCAUGCUAAGUGGAUCUUUUGAGGGUCAGCCAGCCAAAGAACGAUCCAUACUCAGUGUCCAGCAUCACAUACGGCAAGAACGCAGAUCAUUGAGACAUGGCUCUACGAGUCAAAGGAUCAGCCGAGGGAAGUCGCUGGAGACUCUCACUCAGGAUCAUUCCAGCACUGUCCGCUACAGAAAUGCCCAGAGGGAGGACAGCGAGAUCAAGAUGAUCCAAGAAAAGAAAGAACAAGCAGAGAUGAAAAGGAAAGUUCAGGAAGAGGAGCUGAGAGAAAACCAUCCUUACUUUGAUAAGCCUCUCUUCAUUGUGGGCCGGGAACAUCGCUUCAGGAACUUUUGCAAGAUGAUUGUUCGAGCCCGCUUCAACGCAUCCAAAACUGACCCCAUAACAGGAGCAGUGAAGAACACCAAAUACCAUCAACUAUAUGACCUUCUGGGCUUGGUCACCUAUUUGGACUGGGUGAUGAUUGUAGUAACCAUCUGCUCCUGCAUCUCCAUGAUGUUUGAGUCACCCUUCACCAGGGUCAUGCACGUCCCCACAUUGCAGAUUGGGGAGUACGUGUUUGUCAUCUUUAUGAGCAUCGAGCUCAACCUGAAGAUCAUGGCCGAUGGUCUGUUCUUCACCCCCACGGCUGUCAUCAGGGACUUCGGCGGAGUCAUGGACAUUUUUAUCUAUCUUGUGAGUCUGAUUUUUCUGUGCUGGCUGCCGACUGACGUCCCUCCAGAGUCUGGGGCUCAGCUGCUGAUGAUGCUGCGCUGCUUGCGUCCACUCAGGAUCUUCAAACUCGUACCACAGAUGAGGAAAGUGGUGCGGGAGGUUCUCAAAGGCUUCAAGGAGAUUUUUCUGGUUUCCAUUCUGCUCCUCACACUAAUGCUGGUGUUCGCAAGCUUUGGAGUUCAACUGUUUGCCGGAAAGCUUGCAAAGUGCAACGACCCCCAUAUUCUUAAACGGGAUGAUUGUCAUGGCAUCUUCAGAAUAAAUGUCAGUGUUUCCAAAAACCUAAACCUGAAACUGAGGCCUGGGGAGAAGAAACCAGGCUUCUGGGUACCAAGAGUGUGGGCAAACCCUCGUAAUUUUAAUUUUGACAAUGUGGGAAAUGCCAUGUUGGCACUGUUUGAAGUGCUCUCACUGAAAGGCUGGGUGGAGGUUCGAGAUGUUAUUAUUCACCGUGUUGGACCGAUCCAUGGCAUCUACAUCCAUGUCUUCGUGUUUCUGGGAUGCAUGAUUGGACUCACUCUAUUUGUUGGAGUCGUCAUUGCAAACUUCAAUGAGAACAAGGGUACUGCUCUGCUAACAGUGGACCAAAGAAGAUGGGAAGAUCUGAAGAGUCGACUGAAAAUUGCUCAACCUCUCCACCUGCCCCCACGUCCAGAGAAUGGUGGUUUCCGGGCCAAGAUGUAUGACAUUACUCAACAUCCCUUCUUCAAACGGGGUAUCGCUGUGCUGGUGUUGGCACAGUCAGUGCUGCUGUCAGUCAAGUGGGAUGUUGAUGAUCAAGUAACAUUUCCCCUCGCCACCAUGUCGGUAGUCUUCACCUUCAUAUUUGUUCUGGAGGUGACCAUGAAGCUGAUAGCCAUGUCUCCAGCGGGUUAUUGGCAGAGCAGACGGAAUCGCUAUGACCUGCUGGUCACAUCACUGGGUGUCAUCUGGAUUGUCCUGCACUUUUCACUUCUGAAUGCAUAUACCUACAUGAUGGGUACAUGUGUGAUUGUCUUCAGAUUCUUCACAAUAUGUGGGAAGCAUGUGACACUGAAAAUGCUGCUGCUGACUGUGGUGGUCAGCAUGUACAAGAGCUUCUUCAUCAUCGUGGGCAUGUUCCUCCUCCUCCUCUGCUACGCAUUCGCUGGCGUUGUUCUGUUUGGAACUGUCAAGUAUGGCGAGAACAUCAACCGGCAUGCCAACUUCUCCACAGCGGGCAAGGCUAUCACCGUGCUGUUCCGAAUUGUGACCGGGGAAGAUUGGAAUAAAAUCAUGCAUGAUUGCAUGGUACAGGCACCGUUCUGCACCCCAGAUAAGCAUCGCUAUUGGGAGACUGACUGUGGCAACUAUGCUGGAGCUCUUAUCUACUUCUGCUCUUUCUAUGUCAUAAUCGCUUACAUCAUGCUCAACCUACUUGUAGCCAUCAUUGUGGAGAACUUCUCCCUGUUCUACUCCACCGAGGAGGACCAGCUGCUGAGCUAUAAUGACCUGAGGCACUUCCAAAUCAUCUGGAACAUGGUGGAUGACAAACGGGAGGGCGUGAUUCCAACAUCCAGGGUGAAGUUCCUGCUCCGUCUGCUCAGAGGCAGACUGGAGGUGGACCUGGACAAAGACAAGCUGCUGUUUAAACACAUGUGCUACGAGAUGGAGCGACUUCACAAUGGAGGAGACGUGACCUUCCACGAUGUGCUCAGCAUGCUGUCAUAUCGCUCAGUAGACAUAAGAAAGUCUCUCCAGCUGGAGGAGCUGUUGGCCAGGGAACAGCUGGAGUACACCAUUGAAGAAGAGGUUGCCAAGCAGACCAUACGCAUGUGGCUCAAGAAAUGCCUCAAACGCAUCCGGGCGAAGCAGCAGCAGUCGUGUAGCAUCAUCCUCAGCUUGAGAGAGAGCCAGCAGCAGGAGUUGAGCCACUUCCUCCACCCCCCCAGUAUAGAGACCACUGUGCCAAGUGAAGACCACAAUACUAACAACCCAGACAACCCGUCACAGCCUGAGAUGAGUGGUCUCCAGCAGUUACUGAGCCCCACAUUGUCAGACAGAGGAGGCUACAGACAGGACUCUUCAGACCUGGGGAGACCACAGAGGAAGCUGGGACAGUGGCGGCUCCCUGCAGGUCGCACAAGUGUCAAGUCCAUAGUGUGCAAGAUGAACCCUGUCAAGGAUGAGGCUUCUUCGGGGUCAGAGGUGAAGAAGUGGUGGACCCGUCAGCUGACUGUGGAGAGCGACGAGAGUGGCGAUGACCUCAUUGACAUUUAGAGACGUGUUGCACCACAUCCUGCAGGUUUUUUUAUUUAAUAGCGGGAAGUCCUGCUGGCUUUUAUUUUCCCUUAUCUCCCCCAUCAGUGAAAAUAAGGCCUUCUCUGUCCUUUCUGAUUUCUGUGAGACAUUUGUUGCUGCUGCCCUUGUGACAUGCGGCGACGAUUUCAAAUCUCUGGGAUAGGUAUUACUUUUGAUUUUCCAGCGUUAUGACUGCUGAGGUUUUCUAUGCAGGUUACAGCGGACAUGACAGGAAAGGACCAAGAACCAAGAAGCUGCUGCUUAUGUGUUUUCAUUGUUCUGACACCUGUAAUGUUGCUGAUGCAGCUGCCGUUCGUUGUGAUGUCCUUUCAGGUCAAAGCUUCAUCUCUGUUUUUUUAGACCAUGUCUCUGAUAACGUCUCCUCUGUUUUUCAGUAUGAACUGAUUUUCUUAAAUUCCAAUUUUCUUAUUGUAACUUUAUACUUUAAGCAGGACGCUUGUUCUUGUUGGUCGAACAAGCUAAGUAAAAUAACUUUUAGAUCUAUGACUGUGAAUGUAAUUACAAAAGUAAAUACACAGUAUCUUAUGUAUUUGUGUGGAGUUGGAAAUGAUGACAGAUUUUAUAAAUGAUUAUAAUUUAUUUAUGAAGUAUUAAAUUAUUCUAAUAAAGGCCUGAUUCGCUCAGGUAUUUAUGAGCAAAAUAA